This is a messenger RNA of Penicilliopsis zonata CBS 506.65, 786 nucleotides long. RefSeq lists its product as hypothetical. NCBI's taxonomy places the organism in Eukaryota, Fungi, Ascomycota, Eurotiomycetes, Eurotiales, Aspergillaceae. Bases 10 to 786 code for a protein of 258 amino acids. The transcript has 4 exons. The record is from RefSeq and is a predicted model, not a curated record.
AAACUAGUCAUGAAAACCACCGUUCUCGUUCCCUUGUACAUUUAUCCCUUGCCCCAGGCGUGGGAUCCAUUAUUCCAGGCCAUCCAGGACUACCCUCACGUCUCCUUUCUGAUCAUCGUCAAUCCCAAUAGCGGCCCGGGAACCCCCGAGCAGGCUUCCCCUGAUGAUGCCUACCGCGUGGCGGUUUCACGGCUGCACGCCUUCCCCAACGUGGCCACUGUAGGCUACGUGCUGGUCGACUAUACUCGACGCCCGCUGCACGAGGUCACUAGCGAUAUCGACCGGUAUGCAGCCUGGGCGGCUCUGCCGGGCCUGGCCCUCGGCGGCAUCUUGCUUGACGAGACCCCAAACCGCUGGACGCACGAGGCUGAGACCUACCUCGCAACUCUGACACGGCAGAUCAAGAAAUCCUUCCAAAAUGCACUAGUCGUGCAUAAUCCAGGAACACCCCCGGAUCCUGGGCUCACCCACUCGGCGGAUGUGGUGGUGACGUGCGAAGAGAGCUACUCCCGAUGGAAGAGCGACGAGAUCCAGACAUAUCUCCGACGGAUGCGGUAUCCGCGCGGAAUGGUCGGAUACCAGCUCAACGCCGUGCCGAUCGGGGCCCUGGGUAAAGUGGUCCGUGAGGUGCACGAGGUGGCAGCGUACGUCUUCGCGACGGAGGUGGAAGGCGACUUCUACGAGCGAUUCGGGCGGACCAGUUGGAAAAUUCUGCUUGACGAGAUAUCCCAACUGACUAGCCAGGCCGAGUCCACGGUCCAGUCCGUCGAUAAGGUGCUCGGAUAG